Messenger RNA from Artibeus jamaicensis (Jamaican fruit-eating bat), 1893 nucleotides. RefSeq names its product gamma-aminobutyric acid type A receptor subunit beta1 (gene GABRB1). Bases 76 to 1500 code for a protein of 474 amino acids. The record is from RefSeq and is a predicted model, not a curated record. NCBI's taxonomy places the organism in Eukaryota, Metazoa, Chordata, Mammalia, Chiroptera, Phyllostomidae. Gene Ontology annotation, molecular function: neurotransmitter receptor activity; extracellular ligand-gated monoatomic ion channel activity; GABA-A receptor activity. Gene Ontology annotation, biological process: monoatomic ion transmembrane transport; signal transduction; chemical synaptic transmission. The transcript has 9 exons. Gene Ontology annotation, cellular component: synapse; neuron projection; membrane.
UUACUGCCCUGCCGCCGACUAAGUUGCAUUCCUUGAAUCUUCGCCGGAAAGACCAUUCUUCAAUCAGAGUUAGUAAUGUGGAGAGUACAAAAUCGAGAGAGUUUGGGGCUUCUCUCUUUCCCUGUGAUGAUCGCCAUGGUCUGUUGUGCACACAGCGCCAAUGAGCCCAGCAACAUGUCAUACGUGAAAGAGACAGUGGACAGAUUGCUCAAAGGAUAUGACAUUCGCUUGCGGCCGGACUUUGGAGGGCCCCCCGUGGACGUCGGGAUGAGGAUCGAUGUCGCCAGCAUAGACAUGGUCUCCGAAGUGAACAUGGAUUAUACACUCACCAUGUAUUUCCAGCAGUCUUGGAAAGACAAAAGGCUUUCUUAUUCUGGAAUCCCACUGAACCUCACAUUAGACAACAGGGUAGCUGACCAGCUCUGGGUGCCCGAUACCUACUUUCUGAAUGACAAGAAAUCCUUCGUGCAUGGGGUGACGGUGAAAAACCGAAUGAUCCGGCUGCAUCCUGAUGGGACAGUUCUCUAUGGGCUCCGCAUCACAACCACAGCUGCGUGUAUGAUGGACCUGCGAAGAUACCCUCUGGAUGAACAAAACUGCACCCUGGAGAUUGAAAGCUAUGGUUAUACCACCGAUGACAUUGAGUUUUACUGGAAUGGCGGAGAGGGAGCAGUAACGGGAGUCAAUAAAAUUGAGCUUCCUCAGUUUUCAAUUGUCGACUACAAGAUGGUAUCCAAGAAGGUGGAGUUCACGACUGGGUCAUAUCCACGACUGUCACUGAGUUUCCGUCUAAAGAGAAACAUCGGGUACUUCAUUUUGCAAACCUACAUGCCUUCCACACUGAUUACAAUUCUGUCCUGGGUGUCUUUUUGGAUCAACUAUGAUGCUUCUGCAGCCAGAGUCGCACUAGGAAUCACCACAGUGCUGACAAUGACAACCAUCAGCACACACCUCAGGGAGACCCUGCCAAAGAUCCCAUAUGUCAAAGCAAUUGAUAUUUACCUGAUGGGUUGCUUUGUGUUUGUGUUCCUGGCUCUGCUGGAAUAUGCCUUUGUGAAUUACAUCUUCUUUGGAAAGGGCCCCCAGAAAAAGGGAGCCGGCAAACAAAGCCAGAGUGCCAAUGAGAAGAACAAACUGGAGAUGAAUAAAGUCCAGGUCGACGCCCACGGCAACAUUCUCCUCAGCACCCUGGAAAUCAGGAACGAGACGAGCGGCUCGGAAGUGCUCACAGGAGUGAGCGACCCCAAGACCACCAUGUACUCGUACGACAGCGCCAGCAUCCAGUACCGCAAGCCCUUGAGCAGCCGCGAGGCCUACGGGCGCGCGCUGGAGCGGCACGGCGCGCACAACAAGGGGCGCAUCCGCCGGCGCGCCUCGCAGCUCAAGGUCAAGAUCCCCGACUUGACUGAUGUGAAUUCCAUAGACAAGUGGUCCCGAAUGUUUUUCCCCAUCACUUUUUCUCUUUUCAACGUCGUUUAUUGGCUUUACUAUGUACAUUAAGGUCUGGUCUGUCCGAAUGGUUCAGAAACGACUACUUUCCUGUUCUUCUCUUGAUUUUUAACCCCACAGGUCCCCAGCUUUUGAGGUAAGAGAUUCAGCCAUCUAAUCUGUUUUAGGUCUUGCAUAUCAAUUUUAGUACUGCACCAUGUUUACUUUAAAAAAAAAAACUAUUUUUUUCCCAGUCUACAGUGGUCCAGGUUAUCAGCUCUUUCAGAGCUCUGUUAAUUGCCAUGUUUACAAACACACACACACACACACACACAUUCACAGAAGUUAGAUAGGUAGCUCUUGAGCAGUCUUUCCUAGUUGCCCCGGAUUGUAUUCAUUUCGUUGUUAAUGAAGAAUGAAAAGAGGACUUAGCUCUCUGUGCACACUGCUUCCUGGUAAACUGUA